This is a messenger RNA of Diachasma alloeum, 989 nucleotides long. Its product is annotated as smoothelin-like protein 1. The transcript has 4 exons. The record is from RefSeq and is a predicted model, not a curated record. Gene Ontology annotation, cellular component: filamentous actin; microtubule organizing center. Gene Ontology annotation, biological process: actin cytoskeleton organization. Lineage: Eukaryota; Metazoa; Arthropoda; Insecta; Hymenoptera; Braconidae. The coding region runs from base 23 to 496 and encodes 157 amino acids. Gene Ontology annotation, molecular function: protein binding.
AUUUGCAGCAGUGAAAAAGCCCAUGUCUCCGUUUGCCAAGUUCAGGCAGCUAGAUCGCCAAAAUAGUCUACCUAGCUCUCCGAGUUCUCCGAGGACGCCGGGGACUCCAGGAAGCAAAGCGUUCUCUUUCAAGUUUACUGACCCUAAGGUGCAGAGUAAUGUCGUGCAGAUAAAGGAACGAAUGCUUGCUUGGUGUCGAGCAAAAACUAAAGAAUAUGAGAAUAUCCAAAUCGAAAAUUUCUCAACGAGUUGGAACAACGGAUUGGCAUUCUGUGCUCUUCUCCAUCACUUUCGGCCAGAGGCCUUCGACUACAAAGCCCUGAGCCCCAGGAACAGAAGAGCCAACUUUGAAUUGGCAUUCACCAAAGCUGAGGAAAUCGCUGACAUAACACCAUUGCUCGACGUAGAUGACAUGGUGAUGAUGCGACGACCCGACUGGAAGUGCGUCUUCACUUACGUACAAUCGAUAUACCGUCGUUUCAAAGACGAAGAUUAGAGAGAUUGUUUGCUAAUUAACAAGAGUCGUUUUCUAUUUUUUCACUGAGAAAAGUUUUCAAUUGCUUCAAAACUUUACCAUCAAACUAUUGCUGAAUAAAUUGGCAACGAUUUUCCUUUGUGCUUGUGAUAGUCAAUGUUGCAAUUUUGUUGAUUUUAUGCAUUUAACACCGGUGAUACUCGAUAUUUGUUUUAGCUUGAGUCGUUAGCUCUAUCUUUAAACUCAUCAAAGAGUCAAAGUAUUUCUCUUACAAUAAUUAUUAUUUUCUCACUUCUUUUUUUAUGAAAAAGUUUACGUCAGUCUGUUCUUAUCUUUAAGUAUUAAGAGAUUGAUAAAAAAUAUUGUACUUAAGUAUUGACUAACUAGGUGUCUAUCAGAGUACACUGUCGUCCAGGGAGUUGUUGAUGUCAGGGCGAUCCUCUCCAAUCAUGUCCUAACAGAGAAACAGUUUUUGAGUGUUUGUAAAAUGUGAAUAAAUGUUGAUUUGUGGAAA